UUACGACAUGACGUGAGGCGGAAGUAUUGCACGCCUUAUAAGGAAUGAGGAGAUUUUCUGACCGGAGAGCUCCGGGAGGCUGCAGAGCGUCGUGAAGAACAACAACAGCGGAUGAUGGAUCGAAUGAGAUCGAUGUUUAACGGCAUGGUUAAAAGCGAGCGCUACAGCAGGUUCACUCUGCAGCCGACGGAGGACGGAGAAAGACACGCUGAGGUCAAACUGUCAGACGAUGCCACCGAUGACGCCACAGACAUAGAGGCGGGAGGAUCUCCGAGCUUCAGGCCGGCACCUCUGCAGAGGAGCCACCGGACUCUUUCCUACGUGGCCCUGGUGACCGUGCUGGUGUUUGUUUUUGGAUUUCUGAUCGGCUACGCCAGCCACCGUCAAAGCCAGGUGGAGCCGGUUAACUGUGGCACAACGAUUGCGAUGACAACUCCGAUGAAGGCAACGCCGUCUCCAGCUCCUCCAGCUCCUCAAGCCCCUCCAGCUCCUCCAGCUCCUCAAGCUCAAGAUGUCCAGCUGGACUGGAAGGACAUCACCCAGCUCCUCACAAAGAAGCUCACCAGCCAGGCCUUCGAGAAGACUCUGACGGAGUUUGCUCUGCCCAGCCGCUCAGCGGGAAGUCAGGACGAUAUGAAACAAGCGGACCGCAUCUUUAACGAAUUCACGAAACUGGAGAUGGAGCCCUGGACUGAUGUUCACUAUGUUCAGCUGCAGACGCCAGACAGCAAGGCCCCAAACCAUGUUGUGUUUGGUUCAGUUGACUUUAAACCUACGGGGUAUCUGGCCUACAGCGCUACUGGCAAAGUUCAGGGCAAGCUGGUGUACGGAAACUACGGCCGUCCAGAGGAUCUGGAGGUUGUGAAGAAGAAGAACGUUGAGCUGAAAGGCUCUGUCCUGCUACUACGUGCUGGAAAGAUCAGUUUUGCAGAGCAGGUGGCUAAUGCUGAGAAGGAGAGGGUCGCUGCUGUUCUAAUCUACCCCGAUACUCAAGACUACAGUUUUCGAACAGACACCGUGCUCUAUGGACAUGUACAUCUGGGCUCAGGUGAUCCUUACACCCCUGGAUUCCCCUCCUUCGAGCAUACCCAGUUCGCCCCAACUCUGUCGUCUGGCCUUCCCAAAAUUCUUGCCCAGACUAUCACCGCCAACAAUGCUGCAGCUCUUCUACAGAAGAUCGGUGGUCCUGCACCAGAUGCAAGCAGCGGUUUUAAAGGCAAACUCGAUGUGCCUUACGACCUGGGAGGCAUCGAGAACAUCACUGUUGAGGUGAACAACAUGCUGGUCAACAGGGAGAUCCAUAACGUGUUCGGAGUGAUCAAAGGAUUCACCGAUCCUGAUCGCUACGUUGUCCUGGGAGCUCAGAGAGACGCCUGGGGUGAAGGUUACGCUAAAGCUACUGUUGGCACCUCCAUACUGAUGGAGCUGGCCAGGGCUGUCCACAAGAUGGUCGAGGAAGAUGGGUUCAGGCCCAGGAGAAGCAUUGUGUUUGCCAGCUGGAGUGCCGGAGAAUAUGGAAGCGUUGGCGCUACCGAGUGGCUGGAGGCCUACAUGUCCUCUAUUGACAAAAAUGUUUUUACCUACAUAAGCCUGGAUGGAGUGGUCAUGGGUCGCGGGAGCUUCAUGGCCUCAGCGAGUCCACUGCUCUACAGCCUCCUUGAGAGAACGAUGAAGGAGGUGAAGAAUCCUGUGGAUUCUGGCAUGAUGUACAAUAUGAUCGGAAAGGAUAAAUGGGAGAGCAAAGUAAUGAGGCCGAUGAUGAUGGAUGACCCUGCCUAUCCCUUCCUGGCUUUUGCCGGAAUUCCCUCCGUCUCCUUCCACUUCAUCUCUUCCAACUCUGAAUCGUACACGUACUACGGCACCAACCUGGACAACAUCGAUCACCUCAACUACCAAACCAACCACCACACCAGUGAGAUGACGGCAGCGGCGGCGCAGUUUGCCGGACAGAUGGCUCUGCGGCUGGUCCAUGACCACCUGCUGAGUCUGGACGUGAGCCGCUACAAGAGCCUCCUCACCACGACUGUCACCGGAGUCUUCCAACGGAUUAGGCAGCUCUCACAGUCUGGGCAGCUGAAGAAUGUGAGUCCCACCUGGCUGAGCAGUGCACGAGGGUCCUUCCAGCGAGCUGCCGACAGCAUCACAAACGAUAUUGAGAACACUGACUUAAGCGACAACGAGGCCUGUCGGAUCCUCAACAACAGGAUCAUGAGGAUUGAGCACACCCUCCUCUCCCCGUACGUGUCGCCCGUCGAGACUCCGUUCCGUCACCUCCUGUUGGGCCGAGGCCCCCACACUCUGACGUCCAUCGCCGAGACCGACGACAUGGAGGAGCUCCACACCCAGCUGGCCUUGGCCACCUGGAACCUGCAGGGAUGUGCCAACGCCAUGGUGGGAAACAUCUGGGACCUGGACAACCAAAUCUAAAGCAGCGAUGUGAGCGUGGGAGUCGUGCGAUGGUGUGCGUGUGUGUGUGAAUGUGUUUGAAAAUAAAUCUGAGGUAAAUUGUAGAGCUCCAACAUCAGCACUUAAGCACAAGCUGUCAGUCAGAGGUCCCAUCCUUUAAAUACAUUCAGCUUUCGGGGGGGAACGCUACUUUUAAAGAUCGAGGAGGAGAUAAAGUAUUGAAAUUUAACAUUAAUAACUGUGAAACAAAAGCGUCAAAUACUUGAAGAUUUAAAACGCUAACGACAAAUCCGCCUUUUCUUCUCCUACUGCUACACCUCGAACCAGUUGAAGCCUUUGCUGCUACGACCCGUUGCCAUCGAAGCACUGAGAAACCUUAUUUAUACUUAAGUUUUUUUUAUCAGUGGCAGUGCCCACUAUAAAGUUAUAGUUUGUCUUUUUAUACGACGUUAUCGGAAGCAGUGCCUUCCAUAAUUAUGACGGUUAUACUGUCGAAACCUACGGCGGCAGCAUCUGCUAUGGAAAGACUCCUCAACUGUUGCUGACAAAAUGGAGCCUCAGAUAAAGUUAGAUUUGUGACCUCCUGGCCUUUAUUUCUUCCUUUUGUGUGGAGCUAUAUUGAAACUUUGUCAUCAAAAGGCGGAAAUAAAGGGAUGAAAACUUAAUAGUCAGUUAGCAUUUCAAUUGAUCUGCCAGAAACAAAACAUCUGAAACUACUCCGAUUGUUCAUUUACCACAAGCCAGGAGAUAAAUUACUGAAUUUUAUUUCUGCUUUUGAUGGCAAGGUGAAUGCUAAAUUAAAAAGCAUAAAAAGCCAUGCAGAAUUUCUGAAUAUAAUAUCCAAUCCCCCCUUUGUGGCCCAGUAAACUGAGCUGAUUGGUUGCAUAAUUUGCAAGAAAGCCAUUUCUGUUGCACAGUCUACUUUGGAGCAGUUUAUACUAUGACAAUGUUAUCGGGAGCAGUGCCUUCCAUAAUUAAAAACCCAUUAUCGGGAGCAGUGCCUUCCAUAAUGAACAGUGACGGUAGAUUUUUGCCUACCAUUGUAUGUGUUUUUUGUACAUGUGUAUUUAUCGAGAGCAGUGUCUCUCAUAUUUCACUUGCAGGGUGGAACAACUUAUCGGGAACAGUGUUUCCCAGAGUUUUAUACUUGACAUAUUUAUUUGUUUUAUUUUUGUGUGUGUUUAGGCACAGUCCUCUAGACCGCCACAGUGCAUCCACAUCCAGUUUCUUUAGUUUUUUUUGCAUGUGUGUGUGAUCCAUACCAUAAUCUAAUCAUAAUAAACCUCAUCUGGACAAGAUUGACAUUACAGAAAUCAAUUCAGACAGCGACAGCAUUUUAAUCAUCAGGAAAUCACAGUAUGAGGUCUGUAACAGCCAAAAAUGUCCUGAUUUGACCAUGAGACAAUUGAAAUCCUUUUCGCUUUGUUUGGCCAUUGUCUCCCAAGUCGAUCAUGAAUCACCCGCCAUAAAUUGGCUUAGAAAAAUGUCAGAAGUUGCCUGAGAAUGAUCACUUUUUAAACAUUUUCUGCAGUCUUAAGGGACUCCAGUGUUAUUUGUCUUUACAUUUGUGAGUACAAUAUAAUCAGGCCUUGCUAAUGGCUAAUUUGGCAUACUUUUAAUGGCCAGGUUGCCAAAAUAUAUGCUGAUGUUUCAACUGUAGCUGCUUUUGAUUUCAAGCUUCCUAAGUUUGUUUUUUUCUAAAUGUCGUCCUCUCUGCCCACUCCACUGUCAUGAAAUGUUAUCUACCUUAGAGCAGCCCACUGAAUGGGCCGCUACAGUGAGUUCCUGUUAAUUUUUUCUGUUGAUAUAUUCGUUUCUGUGAGAUUCUUGAAGGCUUUUUGGCUUCACACUGAGCUGAUUUUAAACAAAUUGCCAGAAGAACAAGCAGCUCUUACAGCGAAGGGUCAAAAAAAGUCAGCUUAAGAUACACAGAUGUACCUUCAGACUGGAUUUAGUUUACAGGACCAGUUACUGACCAACAGGAGGAGACUGCUGCUGUGAUUACAGGAUUUAAAAUCACUGACCACCGCCCUCAGACAAAUCCAUGUGGUAGUAGAUUUCAGAUUUGUUUACAUCUGAUCAACUUACUGAAGGAUGUUUAAAUGCACUGAUCUCGGCAACAAAUGUGUUCAUCUCGAUACCUCCAACUCUCCUUGUGUGUUAGUGGCUUUAAAUCCACUCAGACACACUGAAGGAUGUUUCAAUGCACUGAAUUCAUGACAGCCAGCGACAAAUUUAUCCACCUCGAUACCUCGAAUUCUCCUUGUAGGUCAGUGACUUUAAAUCCGGUCUGAAUGCAGCUCAAAUAAGUGAACAGACACAAUGUAGGAUCUUUAAAUGCACUGAAUUCAUUGUAGUUAACGCCAAACCUGGGCUGUCUGCUUCAUCUCCAUACUUCUCUGUGUGUUACUGACUAUAUAAACACCACACAUGCUGUACAACACGUGAAUUCACCCCACAAGCCUCAACCAUUUGCAUGCAUUCCUUCCCCACUGCAUGUUACCGAAGUGUAGUUCAGACUCGAACCAUAUUAUAAAGGUUUCACAUUUAAAUUAGCUUCGUUUGCAGAUAUUUUGACCAUUUCCUCCCAGAAAAGUUGGUGUUUUUCCCAGAAUUGUAUUAUCAAAUGUCUGGAACAGAAUCUAAAGUUAAAAAAUGUAAUGUAAAACCCGAUAACUGAUAUUCAAAGAUAAAUAUUAUUGCAACUUAAGUUGUAAUUAGUAGCAAGAACAUGUUACUCAGUAGCUAGUAAUGUUUCAUUUAGAUAAUUCAGAUUUUGUUUGCUCAUAUUGGUUCAACUUGUGUUACUAUUCCAAAUUAUGUUUACUUUUGUUCAUGUCACAAGAAAAUUCUCUGACUCCUACGCUAGAAAUUGGGUUGCUAGGAAAUACAUUUCCAUUCACUGUGUUGCUUUAAAAAAACUUGUUCAGUAUGAGUUCUAUUCUUCAGAAGUUAUGAGGUUCUGUUUGUGAUUUCCAUGUUCAGCAGAAAAGUGUAUUAAACCCUUUGGCUUAGCAUCCA
This is a messenger RNA of Amphiprion ocellaris (clown anemonefish), 5427 nucleotides long. RefSeq names its product transferrin receptor 1b (gene tfr1b). Bases 112 to 2427 code for a protein of 771 amino acids. Lineage: Eukaryota; Metazoa; Chordata; Actinopteri; Pomacentridae. The record is from RefSeq and is a predicted model, not a curated record. The transcript has 19 exons. Gene Ontology annotation, cellular component: external side of plasma membrane. Gene Ontology annotation, biological process: intracellular iron ion homeostasis; iron ion transport.